GCUAAAUUCAACAUACUAUCAAAGCUACCACCAUCUGGAAACUAUCUCAGGAUUGCUUCAUCCAAACUUCUAGAUCAAUGAGAACAGCAAAAGGCCAAGAAGCUCAGCUCUCUAUUUUAGCUCACUAUGCUAUCCUUAUCUCAACACAGAAGCUGGUAAACAUCAAGGGAGCAAGCGCUGUGCUUGCCUUCUCAAAUCAGGAUGUCAAACUGCUUGGCAAUACACUCUCACCUUCGCUGUCGAUAGUCGCAUCAAAUCAUCUAAUUUAAGCACUUGAGAUUCGCACUCUGUGCUAGUUCAGCGUUUACAACACGGUUUAUGCAGAACCUUGAUAACAUUUCGGAGCGAUAACAGACCCGAGAUCCUGUUUCCAUACGAAUCAACAGCGUCGUCAUCGUCUCUUCGAUCAUCACUAGAACAUUAUCUCGAAGAUCAAUAGUCGCGCCUGUCUGCCGAUCAAGACCUUUACGAGUAUUGCAUUCUCAUAUUUGCUUUGUAGCCGCCUUCAAGGAAUUCAUUGAGCUCAACGAAUAGCAAUCA
Plasmopara halstedii is the source of this 540-nucleotide messenger RNA. RefSeq lists its product as uncharacterized. The transcript has a single exon. The coding region runs from base 78 to 269 and encodes 63 amino acids. The record is from RefSeq and is a predicted model, not a curated record. Lineage: Eukaryota; Oomycota; Peronosporomycetes; Peronosporales; Peronosporaceae.